AUGGCAAAUAAUAAUAGAGGUCGUCGUUUGGUUGAAUUGUCACUUAAUACUGCUGAAGGUACUAAUUUACAAGCUAGAAAAGAAAGUUAUUCACAAGAUAGAGAUAAAAGUAGCACAUCAGGUUUAAAGCGGAAAAGGGCGAGCUCUUUAUAUACGGCUGUAGAAAUGGAACCUAAGAAUAUUCGGCGAAAUUCUAUUGAAACACGAUGCCCAAUAUUGCCAUUCCCACAUUCUGUUCAAAGUAAACAACAACUAUUCAAGCAGUCUCCAGUACUUUGCACAUCUUCUAGUGGUGUAGUUAAAACUUGGUCUGUCGAAAAUGUGUCAGAAUUACAUUCAACUUCGAAGGCCAUUGUAAUCGAUAUGGUUGCCCAAGCAGACUGUGAUGACAAGACUUCACCAACUGAAAUAAAUUAUUCAAAUUCGUGUAAUGAACAUUCGACCUUACGUAAUGAACCUUCGACUUCGUGUAAUGAACCUUCGACGUCAUAUAUUGAACCUUCGACCUCAUAUAAUGAACCUUCCACCGCAUAUAAUGAACCCACGACAUCGUUCAAAAAUAUUGAGAUUUCAUUGCCUAUCGGAGAAAGCAAUAAACGAUGUGCGCAAGAACUUUCAGAUAAACAACUUCUGGACAUACUUGAAGCUUCUGAUGACAAUUUCGAUGAUGAGGUUCUAGAUGAAAAUUUUCUUAACAAUUUUGAUGAUUCUGAUUCAGAUGAUGAUAAUAUGAUACCAACUGAAACCUUCGCACCUCCAACUAGUGAUGAAAAAUUAUUAUCUGAAAAUACUUACUGCACCGGAACUUUACGAUUAAAUCGAAAAAAUAACCCAAAGUACAUUACUACUAAAAAGUUAAAGAAAGGCGAAUGUGUCUCGCAGUUCAACCAAAAUGGCGUUUGUGUCAUGAAAUGGCGGGAUAACAGAGACGUCACUAUGAUAUCAUCACAAUUUAAUUCGCAAAUGAUUACUACCACUACAAGAAGAAAUACAGAGGUCUCAAAGCCUAAAAUGGUUGUAGAAUAUAAUCGUAACAUGGGUGGUAUUGAUCACCAAGAUCAAAUGAUAGCGUACUAUUGCUGCGAACAUAAGUCUAUCAGGUGGUACAUAAAAUUGGGAAUCCACCUGUUGCAACAAAUGAUGUACAAUUCAUUUACUUUAUCUAAUUUGUUUUCUGGCAAAAAACUAAGUUACUACGAAUUCAGGCAAUCAGUUAUAGAAAAUUUACUUCCCGAGGCUAAGGUCCAAAAAACUGGAGAGGUCUCAGAAGAAGGGGUUAUACUUAAUAUUGUUCAUAUAAUUCAGCCUUGCCCACGGAAAGGAAAAUCAAUGCGCAGAAGAUGCAAAUAUUGCUGGGAAGUCAAUAAAAUACGUAAAGAUACACCAUUCUACUGUCCAAAUUGCCCUCAGCAGCCUGGAUUUUGUAUUGUUGAUUGUUUUAGAUUAUACCACAAAUAUACAUAG
Messenger RNA from Parnassius apollo (apollo), 1464 nucleotides. NCBI's taxonomy places the organism in Eukaryota, Metazoa, Arthropoda, Insecta, Lepidoptera, Papilionidae. The record is from the annotation of a GenBank genome assembly.